AUGCCUCGUGAGGUGGAAAUUUCCAUCAUUGAGCGUGAGUUCAUACAGAACGCCUUACAAGAGGGGAUCCGACGCGAUGGCCGCGAAUUCGACGCCUUCCGCCCUUUAGAGCUAAACUUUGGAGACGAAUAUGGAGUAGCAGAUGUACAACUGGGAAAGACUAGAGUAAUCGUUCGGAUCUCGGUAGAUGUGGUGGCACCUCCCCCGGAGCGCAAGUUUGAUGGCGUUUUUCAAAUUGUCACCGAAUUCUCUCCCAUGGCAUCACCCGCUUUCGAAGUAGGAAGACCUACCGAUGCUGAGGUUAUCCUUUCACGCGUCCUCGAGAAGGCUAUCCGUCGGUCGAACGCGCUGGAUACAGAAUCGCUGUGCAUUAUCGCAGGGCUGAAAUGCUUUGCUUUGCGCGCAGAUGUACACAUUGUUGAUCACGAUGGUGGUCUCAUCGAUGCUUCCUGCAUUGCGGUCAUGGCGGCACUACAACAUUUUCGGAGACCGGAUGUAAUCGUGGAAGGCGAGAAAGCCACCGUCUUGAGCACUCGAGAACGCGACCCAAUACCCCUUUCGAUAUUACAUCAACCGCUCAGCGUCACAUUUUCAUAUUACGAAGAAGGCAACCUCUUUCUAGUAGAUGCAGACCUGGCCGAAGAACAAGUGCGACAAGGGGAGAUCAUAAUCACAAUGAAUCGGCAUGGAGAGAUUUGUCAAGUCAACAAAUAUGGCGGAGCUCCGGUUGAGCCGCUUGACCUGCUAAAUCUAAACAAUGUUGCUCUACAAAAAGUCAAAGACAUAAGCAAGUUCAUCCAGCAAAAGCUUGACGAGGACGCUAAAAAGCGAGAUGCCGGGGGCUUGAUGGCAGAGCUUAGUGCGGAAAAUGCGAGAUGA
Molecule: messenger RNA, 879 nt
Organism: Periconia digitata
Lineage: Eukaryota; Fungi; Ascomycota; Dothideomycetes; Pleosporales; Periconiaceae
Source: the annotation of a GenBank genome assembly